This is a messenger RNA of Aegilops tauschii subsp. strangulata, 1059 nucleotides long. RefSeq names its product pollen-specific protein C13-like. NCBI's taxonomy places the organism in Eukaryota, Viridiplantae, Streptophyta, Magnoliopsida, Poales, Poaceae. The record is from RefSeq and is a predicted model, not a curated record.
ACGCGAGUAGACAUUUUCUAGCUAACCACCACACUAGAAGCCUUUUCUAGCAGAGCUCUGCACUCCAAAUGCAUGUCUUUGUUCGAGAAACAAGGGUAACAAUGAAACGCUUCAAAGGAAGAGGAGGGAUAUUGCCUAAGAGUUUUGUGGACCACACAAACCUCAAGGAAACCCGAGUCAAAUUUCCUCCUCCGUUGGGUCGACGGACGGUUGCCCUGCUCACAUCCGUCCUACAUCCAUGCGCAACCAUGGAAACCCUCCUGCCACCUUGGUUAUUUAAGCGCAGUAGGUGGCAUGCAGAAACCGGUGAGUUUCUUUGCCCUCCUCUCUGCAUUCACCCCCAGGCCAUUCAGCCUCCGCCGAGGCAGAACAUUCACCGGAGGUAGAGGGGAAACGCGCAACAGCCAUGGCCUCGCUCCGUAUCCUUUCAGUGAUCGCUGUGGUCGCCAUCUUUGCCCUCGCCGGCACCGCCGUCGCCAAUGACCUCCCCGACUACAUUGUUCAGGGACGGGUCUACUGCGACACGUGCCGUGCCGGGUUCGAGACAAAUGUGACCGAGUACAUCAAGGGUGCCAAGGUGAGGCUGGAGUGCAAGCGCUUCGGCACUGAGAAAGUUGAGCGCUCGAUCGACGGCGUAACCGACGAGACUGGCACUUACAAAAUCGAGCUCAAGGACAGCCAUCCGGAGGAUAUCUGCGAGAUGGUUCUUGUCCAGAGCCCCCUCCCAAACUGCAACGAGAUUCAGGAACUCAGGGACCGCGCCGAGAUAGUCCUCAGCAGGAACGUUGGCAUCAGCGACAACAUCCGCAUGGCCAACCCGCUCGGCUACCUCAAGGACAAGCCGCUGCCCGUCUGCCCUGACCUGCUCAAGACGUUCAACCUUACUACUGAUGAUGAUCACUGAGCAGAGCAGGCAGACCGCCAACAUGGUACCACUGGAGAGGCUGCUGCACCACACCAAUAAAUCUGUUAUCUGGCAUGCAAAUAGCAUGGUUGUAUCAGCAGAGUACAGCAUCAAUGCAUAGCUGUCUCUAAUGCUACUUACAGCCUUGUGAUGUA